Molecule: messenger RNA, 1029 nt
Organism: Fusarium coffeatum
Lineage: Eukaryota; Fungi; Ascomycota; Sordariomycetes; Hypocreales; Nectriaceae
Exons: 5
Coding region: 1-1029 (342 amino acids)
Biological process (GO): glucan catabolic process
Molecular function (GO): hydrolase activity, hydrolyzing O-glycosyl compounds
Source: RefSeq, a predicted model, not a curated record
AUGCACUCUACCUUGUUCUCUUUAUUGACCUUGGCAGCCAUUGGCCAAGCUGCCUCGUGCUCUGCUGGUCGCAAGUUCUCUCUCAAGAGGAGUUAUGAUGCUAGUAACUUCUUUGACGAGUUCUACUUUCGAGAUGCGGCCUACUACGAUGGUAUCGAUCCUGCAUAUGAAGGAGAUCCUACCCAUGGAUCGGUCAACUACGUGAACCAGAGCAAUGCUCUAGCUUCCGGACUCAUUAGGACAAACGCGAAUCAGGUAUACGUCGGCGUUGAUGCUAGUCAUAAGUCAAAGCCUGUUGGUUCAAGCAAGACCAGACAUGGCAGGGACAGUGUUCGUCUUGAGUCAAAGGAAACCUAUGACUCCGGACUCUUGAUCGCAGAUAUUGAGCACAUGCCUGGAACGGCAUGUGGUGUUUGGCCAUCUUUCUGGUCGUACAACUUCGACGAGGACCCCGUUGGAGAGAUCGACAUCAUUGAGGGUAUCAAUGACCAGAGCCAAAACGUAGUCUCGCUUCAUACGUGCGGCGCUUGCAAGUUCACAAAGAUCGGCGGCCUUGACGAGCGAUCCAAUUGCAACAACGGUGGAACAGAGUCUGAUCAAUGCGAAGACGGAACCAACUUUGACGGAUGCGGUAGCACUCAUGCUGAGGGAUCGUACGGCUCCGCUUUCAACAAGGCCAAGGGUGGCGUAUACGCUACCUGGUUGGAGUCAGAUGCUCUCAAGAUCUACUGGUUCCCUCGCGACAAGAUCCCAGCCGACAUCAAAUCUGGCAAGCCUGAUCCAUCUAAAUGGGGAACGCCUGCCUCCAAAUUUGUCAGUGGCUCCGGAUGCGACGUCGGAAAAUACUUCAAGGGACAAACUAUUAUCAUCAACACUUCUUUCUGUGGAGAUAACAUCGAUCAGGACACUUGGGAUGGAGAGUGCAGAGAGUCAACUGGCGCAAAGACCUGCGACGAAUAUGUCACGAACAACCCUGAAGCAUUCAGUGACGCAUAUUGGCUAUUCAACUCUAUCAAACUGUAUCAGUAG